This is a messenger RNA of Myotis davidii, 1295 nucleotides long. RefSeq names its product zinc finger protein interacting with ribonucleoprotein K. Gene Ontology annotation, molecular function: DNA-binding transcription repressor activity, RNA polymerase II-specific. Gene Ontology annotation, biological process: negative regulation of transcription by RNA polymerase II. The transcript has 4 exons. Bases 264 to 1295 code for a protein of 343 amino acids. NCBI's taxonomy places the organism in Eukaryota, Metazoa, Chordata, Mammalia, Chiroptera, Vespertilionidae. The record is from RefSeq and is a predicted model, not a curated record.
UUCUCCUGGUGGUCAUUUUGAACUCUUUGUUCUGAUUAGGUAGUUAGAGGCUCUGGUGCUGAGUCCCUAUUAGGACGAGGCACCAGAAGCCGUGUCCCCGCUGUGCAGUGGUGUGUCUGAGGCUUGAUUAGCUGCAACAGGAGGGAUUGAGGUCCCCGUGCCUCCCAGAUUCCGUUUUGCUUACAGACUUCAACUCAGCCUUCAUCCUUGGGUCCAGGCGUCUGUCAGGUCCUGCAGCCCAGGUUGCAGCGUCCAGAACCGAUAUGAACUUUGAAGACUUGGCCAUUGCCUUCUCUCAGGAGGAGUGGAAUCUUCUUGAUGAGGAUCAGAGACUUCUGUACUGCGAAGAGAUGCUAGAAGUUUUUGCACUUGUAUCAUCUGUAGGUUGUUGGCAUAAAAUGGAUGAGGAGGAGGUGCCUCCUGAGCAGAGAGUAUCUGUAGGAGAGUCACAGGUCGGGGCUUCUAAGACAGCUCCAGCAACCCAGAAGACCUACCUGUGUAAGCGGUGCUUCUCAGUUUUAAAAGAUAUUUUGCACCUGACAGAGUUACAAGCAGCAUACUGUGAGCAGAAAGCCUUCUUCAGUGACACAUCUGUGAAAGACUUCUUUUUCAGUGCAAACUGUCACCAGCAGCAAAGAGAUGCCAGUGGAGAGAAGUCCUGGAGAGAAGAUAUGGACAGGGCCUCGUUUGUGUCCAGGUGCAGCUUCUAUUUAACAUGGGUGCCUUCGACCAGUAGGGAGGUUGGCAAAGACUUGCCAGCCAUCUCAGAUAUUCUCCAACACCAGGCCACUGUUAGCACUGAGGAGCCACACAAUAGCAGUGAGAUUUCCUAUGAAUUUCUCGGUGGAAAAAGUCAUCACCAAUGUGUUGAAUGUGAAAAAGCUGCCAACAUCUACCAGAAGGUUGUUCAGCAUCUGGGUGUCUGCUCUGGAGAAGUGAAUUAUGAGUGUAACAAAUGUGGGCAAGGUUUUAGACAAAUGUUUAACCUCAUUCAGCAUAAGGGAGUUCACAAUGGACAAAGACCCUAUGAAUGUAGUGAUUGUUGGAAGUUCUUCAGAAAUAAGUCUAAUCUCAUUCAACACCAAAGAGUUCAUACUGGAGAAAAGCCAUAUGAGUGUAGUGAAUGUGGCAAGAUCUUCAGCCAAAGUUCUACGCUCAGUCAACACAAAAGAGUUCACACUGGAGAAAAGUCUUAUGAGUGUACUUACUGUGGAAAGGCCUUCCGUGAAAAGUCUCACCUCAUUAAACACUACAAAGUUCACACUGGGGAAAAGCACCUGUCCCACUGCAACUGA